Molecule: messenger RNA, 789 nt
Organism: Drosophila willistoni
Lineage: Eukaryota; Metazoa; Arthropoda; Insecta; Diptera; Drosophilidae
Exons: 1
Coding region: 1-789 (262 amino acids)
Biological process (GO): DNA integration
Molecular function (GO): nucleic acid binding
Source: RefSeq, a predicted model, not a curated record
AUGGAUUAUUUUACCAAGUGGCCGGAAUGUGCAGCCAUACCGGACCAGACAGCCGAAACCGUAGCUCGAGCAUUGGUACAAGAAGUCUUCCGUCGAUUCGGCGUUCCAUUCGUCUUACACUCUGAUCAAGGACGCAACUUCGAAGCUGGCGUCUUCCAGGCCUGUAUGCGGCUGAUGACUGUUGAAAAGACACGUACCACGCCGCUGCAUCCACAGUCAGACGGCAUGGUGGAACGCUUCAAUCGCACGUUGCUAGAUUACUUGGCAAAGUUUGUAUCUACUAGCCAGCAUGAUUGGAAUGAGCUGCUGCCCAUGGCGUUAUUGGCCUACAGGUCAGCGGUUCUUGAAAGCUCCGGUUAUUCGCCCGCAAGGCUAACGUUUGGAAGAGAACUUAGGCUGCCCAACGAUUUAUUAUUUGGAACACCAGCUCCUGUCCCAACGGAGGUGCCGGAAUUCUUGGCUAAGCUGGUAAAUGCGAACGCUCGCCGCCAACUGCUAACAGCUGCCCAGACUAACAAAAUCCGCUACGAUCUACGAUCGCACCCUCAGGAAUUCUGCCCCGGCGACGAAGUAUGGCUCUAUUCACCUAGCCGAAGAGUAGGCCGUUGCCCAAAGCUACAAUGCGAUUGGAUUGGGCCCGCUACAAUAGUACGUCGGAUUUCGGAUCUUGUCUACGAAAAUCGACCCCCUGAAAAAAGAGUUACCAGAACCGUGCAUGUGAACCGUUUGGCUGUUUACCGUCCCGAUCCUCGCAACGACUUGGUACUCGGGCAGGAGCCUCGAGUCUAA